Molecule: messenger RNA, 1098 nt
Organism: Sodiomyces alkalinus F11
Lineage: Eukaryota; Fungi; Ascomycota; Sordariomycetes; Glomerellales; Plectosphaerellaceae
Exons: 3
Coding region: 1-1098 (365 amino acids)
Source: RefSeq, a predicted model, not a curated record
AUGCAACAGUCCACCCGUCACCCGCGUCUCUUCUCCGUCGGCCUCCCGACACCGUUCACUAGACGACUGGCUCGCAGUAACCCCGCCGACGAUGCGGAUGUUGAGAGCGGUGGCGCUGACGAGAGCCCCAAAACACCGCGUUUCAACCUUAGACGACCGAACACCUACCUCCCCUUCUCGCAGUUUUUGAGAUCGCGAGUACACGAAUCCUCGACCGAUAGCGCUACCGCUCCCGUCUACUCUGCGACAAGACCACCCAGAAACCAUGACGCUCCGAACGCUACCGUGCCGGGCUCGGGGAUUCUUCCAGUUCCCGAACCGGUAGCGGCAUCCUCAGUUGGCCGAGUUGCCUCGCUGAGCUCGGAAGAGCCGCCAAAUUCCACUCAUGACCGGCGUCGAACACGAAGGAGGCUGGUCAGGGCUGCCGAACAAGGUCAAGGCGGGGCCACAAACCAUCCCAAGCGCUUCCUUUUCUGCUUGCCCCGGGUUGCCUCGCGAAGAGUACAGUCCAUGAUACUUCAAUGCUUCAUUUCGGGCCUAUUUAUGACUCUUCUCCUGUCCGUCUACCUCGCCUUGCAAUUCACUGGCCGAAUCCGCACCAGCGAGUUUACAGUACUUCUCGUCAUGACCAUCAUUUUCUCAGCUAUCUUCUUCUGUUAUGCCCUAUUUCGCCUCUUCACGCUGGUUGCACGGCCGGAAUCCCGCGACGGUAACCGCUCACGCUCACGGGGCGGGUUCGUCCCCGCGCAGCCGAUCCGUGUCGUCCUAGCCCGUGAUCAUGAAGAUCUCGAAGGGCAAACCGAUAACCCUAUGACCAGGGUAAAGCCGCCACCGUACGGUGCAUGGCGGCAGAGCGUGAGGAUAGAUCCGAACCGCUUCUUCUGGCAGCGCAACCCCGAUAUCCAGGGGGGCGACACGUCCCAAUUGUCUCCCGAGAACAGGAACGGGUACCGGCCGCCUUCGUAUGCGUCGGAUGAUGGCGUCAGCUACGUGGUGGACGCACGCCCUCGGUCCAUGGCUCCUACUGCAGUCAUGGAUAUACCACUGCCAGUUCACCAGCCGGAAGCGGGGAGAACAAACGGACGGCCAGCACCAUGA